This is a messenger RNA of Seriola aureovittata, 1389 nucleotides long. Its product is annotated as RCC1 domain-containing protein 1-like. The record is from RefSeq and is a predicted model, not a curated record. The transcript is spliced from 8 exons. NCBI's taxonomy places the organism in Eukaryota, Metazoa, Chordata, Actinopteri, Carangiformes, Carangidae. The coding region runs from base 69 to 1235 and encodes 388 amino acids.
UGCGGACAACUGCGUUGCGCGGCUCAGCAGCGUUUCUGUGAGAAGUCAUCAGAAGUAAAGCGUUUUCAAUGCGGUGGUUCGGAUUUGGCUUCAACGCAUUUGGACAGAUAUGUGUCCAUGAAAAAUCAAUGAAAGUAGCAGGUAGAGACGUCGCCAAUGAAGUCAAAGUGAACAGUCCAACAGAGCUGUCGGACAGAAGUGGCUGCUGCUCGAAGAUCAGUCAAAUCAAAGCAUGUUGGAGUCGAAGAGCAUCUUUGCAUUUGAUCGGUGCCAGCUGUGUGUGUGUGGCAGGUUUCGAAGCAGCCACCUCCAAGGAGUCCUGUGGAGUCUCAGUGACAGACAGCCGCGGCUGUACAGAUGCUGUCAUCAGUGAAUUGUAUUUGACCCUUGCUUUCCCAGACAGGAUUGAGACCUGGGACCUCCGGAAUAAAGAGAAGACUCCAUCAUGGAGCAUGGAAAUAAAAACCCAACCACAGAGCUCUGGACCCCUAGUGAAUCUUCCAUUGGUCCCUGGGGGUUACGUAGCCACAAAACCUCCCCUCUACCGCCCCUUAACACCAGCCCUGAAGGCCAAGAGUCUGGCACUGGGAGCAGAGCAUGCCAUCCUUCUCUGUGCCACAGGAGCUGUGUACACCUGGGGACUGGGCAGUCAUGGUCAGUUGGGGCACGGAGGCCUCACAUCUGAGGAGGAGCCCAAGGCGGUGGAGGCACUUUGGGGAAUGCCCAUGAGCUGUGUUGCUACAGGAGGCUGGCACUCUGUCUGCAUUAGUGAUGGGGGUGACCUUUAUGUGUGGGGUUGGAACGAGAGUGGCCAGCUUGGACUUCCAUCACGAGGUCUGAGGAAAGCAACUCAGCAGCAAAGUAGCCAACAAGCAGGAGCAUUGUGCCAAGAUGCCAGCUCAUCUCCUGGUGAAGAGCCACAAGAGGGAGAGAAACAGGAAGAGGUAUUCAUAUCGAUCCAGGCGUUCCCGGCUCUACUGGAUGUCACUCCGUCAUGUGAAAUCAGUACAGUCAGCUGUGGCUCCCGCCAUACAGCUGCUGUAACAACGACAGGUGACCUCUACACUUGGGGCUGGGGUGAAUACGGCCAACUUGGACAUCACACUUUAAUCAGUUCAGAUGAGCCUCAACGCGUGGAGUACUUCAGGAAGCAGCAGAUGCGAGUAGUUGACGUAGUGUGUGGGACAUGGAACACUUUUGCUGCUGUCGUCAAGGAGGAAGUAGCUUGCUCUUAAAAAUUCCCCUGAUAAACAUGAACAGUGGACUUUGGAUAGCAUAUCAGGAAGUGUAGAUUAUAACAACAAAUGCAUGGAGACUUUGGAUUUAAUAUAUUUUGUAAUAUAUCUAAGUUAUUUGUUUGUAUGUCUAUAAAAAAACUUUGGUAAUUAA